Molecule: messenger RNA, 810 nt
Organism: Trematomus bernacchii (emerald rockcod)
Lineage: Eukaryota; Metazoa; Chordata; Actinopteri; Perciformes; Nototheniidae
Product: C-C motif chemokine 19-like
Exons: 4
Coding region: 30-455 (141 amino acids)
Biological process (GO): inflammatory response; monocyte chemotaxis; positive regulation of GTPase activity
Cellular component (GO): extracellular region
Molecular function (GO): CCR chemokine receptor binding; chemokine activity
Source: RefSeq, a predicted model, not a curated record
UCCCGCUGCUUCUUCUGCACAUUGUUAACAUGGCUCCCAGAGGUAUGAUCGCCGUGACAACAGUCCUCCUCUGCUUCAUCCUGGGCCUGCUCGGUCCAGCUCCAACUGCCCUGGGAUCCCAUAUGGGCAAUGCCUGUUGUACGAGAUACAACAGGAAGCCAGUUCCCUUCCAGCGUAUAAAGGGCUACAGAGAGCAAACCGCCAAGGAAAACUGCAACAUCGAGGCCAUCAUUUUCUACACGGUUAUGAAGAAUGAGGUAUGUGCGACACAGAAGGAUGAGUGGGUGAGGAAGACUCUUAAAUUACUCAGUUCAAAACUGAAGAAGAUGUCCAAGACCGACUCUGCUGCAAGUAAAACUGCAAUGAGGAAAACUGUAAACCCUCCGUUGAAGAAUGAAGGUGGAUCUUUCAACAGUACCACAGAAACCUUCCCACACACCACCGAGGACUAUUAGCAAAAUCAGGAAUUUUUAAAUAAAUAUUCCCAAAUAAUGCUAAUGUGAAUCCGGUCAUGUUGGGGAUAUUAAUACAAAUAAAUAAAAGAUGGUAAUUACUUUUACUUGCCUUAGCAUAUGGAGUGUCAGCAUGUUAUCAUAACUUGGGGGGGAACCAUAGACAAACAGCUUUGAGAUAAUUAAAGUAGAUUAUGUGCUUAGCCACUUAGCAAAUGUUUUUUUUAAAUCAUACUUUUGGGAAUAUGCUGUUUUAAUGCCUGCUUUAAAUCUGCUGCUUAAUCCAUUGAAUGUGCUAAAACAUGCCAUUAGCAAUUCUCAUAAAAAAAUAAAUGUACCGGUACUUUAUUCUAUCCAG